This is a messenger RNA of Cavenderia fasciculata, 1323 nucleotides long. RefSeq names its product microtubule-associated protein EB1 (gene eb1). Gene Ontology annotation, molecular function: microtubule plus-end binding. The transcript has 4 exons. Gene Ontology annotation, biological process: regulation of microtubule polymerization or depolymerization; protein localization to microtubule plus-end; spindle assembly. Gene Ontology annotation, cellular component: spindle midzone; cytoplasmic microtubule; microtubule plus-end. The record is from RefSeq and is a predicted model, not a curated record. Bases 1 to 1323 code for a protein of 440 amino acids. NCBI's taxonomy places the organism in Eukaryota, Evosea, Eumycetozoa, Acytosteliales, Cavenderiaceae.
AUGGAGGGAGGAAGAAUGGAAAUUAUCAAUUGGUUGAAUGAUACACUUCAACUCAAUUAUACAAAGAUUGAACAGACGGCUACGGGAGCAGCUCACUGUCAGAUUAUGGAUUUACUCUUCCCAGGAAAGAUCAAUCUUGCCAAAGUUAACUUUAACGCUAAAUACGAUUACGAAUAUGUAAAGAACUUUGGUUAUCUUCAGGAGAUUUUUGCAAAGAUUGCAAAGAUUGAAAAGUAUCAUAUGGAUGUUGACAAGAUGGUUACUGGAAGACCACAAGCUAAUCUUGAAUUUUGUCAAUGGAUGAAAAAGUACUUUGAUUCAAUGAAUAAUGGAGAACCAUACAAUGCUCUUGAAAGAAGAGUACAAAGUAGAUGUGCAUAUGAAGGUGACAAGGCAUUGAUUGCUGCAUUGGGUCCAAAUGCUCCUAAACCACCACCAGCUGCACCAAAGACUGCUGCUGGUGGUGCUGGUGCCAAACCAUCUGCAUCUGCACUUUCCAAACCAUCUGCAACUAAACCAGUUGCUGCCGCCGCCGCUACAGUAACCAAACCAGUUGCUACCACUACUGUCAAGAAACCAGCUGCAACUGUAUCUAAACCAGUUGCCACAACUACAACCACCACAGCUGCCCGUCCAUCUGUAUCUAAACCCCCUGCUACAUCAACCGUCACUAGACCAUCUAUCACUCCAGCCGCCAAACCACAACCAACUGUUUUUAAACCAACUACUGCUGCUGCCAAACCAAAACCAUCAGCUCCAUCACCUGUACCAGCAGCAGCUUCUACAACUACGACACAAGUGAUUGAACAAAUAAAAACUGUAACAAUAGUAGAUCCAGAACUUGUAAAGGAAUUGGAACAAACCAAAGAAGACAAUCAAAGAUUAUUGGAAGAAAAUACCAAAGCUAAAAUACAAGUAGAAGAGGUCGAAAGAGACCGAGACUUUUUCUAUGAAAAGUUGAGAGACGUUGAAAUAUUCUGUCAAGACAAUAUCAAACUCGAAGGCACUGCUGAAGAGGCUAUUGCUCAAAUCUUGGCCAUUCUCUACAAAAAUGCUGAAAAUGAUGGUGAAGAAGAAGAAUUAUUAGAAGAGGAACCAGCUGUACAAGUUGAAAUUGUUGAUGGUGAUGGAGAUGAUGAACAACAAGAAGAACAACAAGAAGAACAAGAAGAAGAAUUAAUCCAAGAAGAUGAACAAGAAGAAGAAAAUAUUCAAGAAGAUGAUGAAGAUGCAAUCAUGAACAAACUUCAACAAGAAGAUGAAAUAAUUGACGACGAUUUAGUAAUUGAUGAUGAAGUACUCGAAGAAAUGGAUGAAUUCUAA